AUGGCCGUCUUUAACAUGCUCCCAACCCAAACGAUGCAACUUAUACACGUCCAUUGUAAAUCAAAGGACGAUGAUCUCGGAACCCAUAUUAUUGCCAACGGCGACCGCUGCGAGUUCUCAUUCAAUGUGAAUAUAUUUCAGACCACGCUCAUCUUCUGCGGAAUCGGAUGGAGUGGUGGGCUCGCCGUCUUCAAUGGGUACAAGGCCAGGAGGGAUCUGGAGAGGUGCUUGCGCUAUUGUAUGUGGGACGUGAAAGCAGCCGGCGGGCAGGGAUUCAGGGAUGGAGUUAGCAAUCGUAAUAUUGUAAUUCCAUAG
Punica granatum (pomegranate) is the source of this 315-nucleotide messenger RNA. The record is from RefSeq and is a predicted model, not a curated record. NCBI's taxonomy places the organism in Eukaryota, Viridiplantae, Streptophyta, Magnoliopsida, Myrtales, Lythraceae.